AUGAAUAAGUUAGAGUUUUACGUUGUUUUAACUACACAAGUAUGUCGGCGAGCUGCCUACGAAUAUGAUUUGAAAUCAAAAAAAGAGUUGUCUGAGCAAAUUGUAAGAGAAAUUCCAAUUGGUCUCGGUGUAUAUUCCCAUCAAUUUCUUAAGGAUCUCCAUGAUAGUCGUGAUACUGCUGGUACGUGCUUGAAAUUAGACGAAGUAUGUAAGGAUACGGAUCAUAUUUGGGAUGGUGUAAGAAUGAGAGCGACUAGUAAGAGGGUGAACGAUUCAGUUAAAAGAUCAGAGAUGCUAUUGGAAUAUUUUAAUAAAGUCAUAGGUUGGGCCCCCAAUAAUUCCAAAAAUUGGAUUGACCUACAUCACUGUCUGAACUAUGUUUAUAGAAACUUCGCUAGUGCAAGCCCUAGCACUAAUUAUGAAUGUUUGUCAUCUCUUUUCCUGGAUGAAAUGCGAGAUUUCAUACUCAGUUUGAUCAAAGAAGACGAGGCUCAAUUUUUUUUGAGAUUAUUGGCUGCUUUAAGAGAAGCUUGCGAUCGUGCGCUGUGGAAUUUUAUUGAGCAAAAAGACCACCGAAUUACUAGACUAGUUCAAUAUUAUAGAGCUAUAAUAUCAGCUUCGAAACAAAUAAACCACGUACUUUGGGAGUUUACAGGAUGCAUGUAUAAUCAUUAUUGUAAUGAUUGGAUAGACUUUAAUGAAUAUUUAUUUAUCAGAUAUUUUUGGUGCCAAACAUUUGUCCAAACGAAAAUUGAGAAUGCUUUAAGGGUAAGAUGGUUCGUUUAG
Diabrotica balteata is the source of this 786-nucleotide messenger RNA. Lineage: Eukaryota; Metazoa; Arthropoda; Insecta; Coleoptera; Chrysomelidae. The record is from the annotation of a GenBank genome assembly.